AGCUCCCCCAGUUGGAAGAAACUUCCAUAUUUGGAGUCCUCUUUGCGUAGGCGGAAGGACAGAAAUGAAGGGCGAGAGCAUGUUGCUGUUGUUUGGAGACCAAGGAGAAGCCGAGGCCGCCUUGGUAGACAGGCGAGACUCGCGAGACAUGGCCAGCGACGAAGACUAUGCCAAGAAGCAGGCGAGCCAGAACCGUCAGUCCAGGAAGUUCAAGGUGUUCAUGGUGGCCCUCAUAAUCGUCGUCAACGUCCUCGCCGUCUACGUCUUCACCAGCUGGCCGUCCAGGCUGGACCUCAACCGGAUAUCCACCUACACCCAGCGCAUCUCUCUGCCUCUCCCCUGCGACACCGCCCCUCUUAUCAGCGACCUCAACUUCACUCGCGCCCAGCUCUACUCCACUCACUCCCGCAUCGCCGAGCUCCACCAGCACCUCAACUCCGCCAACGCCCUCAUCGAAUCCCUCCUCACCCAGCUCACCCGCCUCAAUGAGCAACAGCGCUCGUCCGACGGCCCCAACUACCGCACCGACCUCUUCAGCGCCACCAAUUUGCCGGAGGAGCUGAGGCUGGCCAUCGGCCCCCACAAGCUCCCGCUCGGCCACUCCCCUAGGGUCGGCUCUGAUGUGGUGCUCCCGCCUGUAGGGGCCGCCUGCCUCAUGUUCAGGGAGGAGCUGGCCCAGUACAUGUCGUACCAGGUCGGAGCCGAGUGCCCUGUGGAUGACGCCCUGUCCCAGAUGCUCAUGGUCAAGGGAUGCGAGCCUCUCCCCAGGAGGAGAUGCCACCCGAAAACUCCCGCCAGUUACGCGGAGCCAAUCCCGUUCCCACAGUCCCUGUGGACGACCCCGCCCGACAGCAGCAUUGCGUGGGACGCGUACCAGUGCAAGAGCUACCAGUGCCUCAUCGACCGGAGGGACAAGCCUGGGAUCUUCGACUGCAAGGACUGUUUCCACCUGGAUGGAAGAGAGAAGCACCGUUGGACAUUCGACAACGGCAAUAUCGACUUUGGGAUCGAUCAGGUUCUGGCCACCAGGCCUCCGGGCACCAUUCGGAUCGGCCUAGACAUUGGGGGAGGGAGUGGGACAUUUGCGGCCAGGAUGAGGGAACGGAAUGUGACCAUCGUCACAACCACGAUGAAUUACGACGGCCCCUUCAACAACUUCAUCGCGUCCAGGGGUCUGAUCUCGAUGCACAUGACCGUCGCGCAGAGGCUGCCCUUCUUCGAGAACACGCUGGACAUAGUGCACUCGAUGCAUGUCCUGAGCAACUGGAUCCCGGACAGGAUGCUGGAGUUCACUCUGUACGACAUAUACAGGGUGCUGAGGCCAGGCGGGCUGCUCUGGCUCGACCACUUCUUCUGCCUGGGGCCGCAACUCAACAGGACAUACGUGCCAAUGAUCGAUGGGGUCGGGUUCAAGAAGGUGAGGUGGAACGUCGGGAGGAAGGUCGAUCGCGGAGGGAACGAGUGGUACUUCUCUGCGCUCCUGGAAAAGCCCACGAGUUAGAUCAGUUGAUCCACCCACGCCACUCAAAGCAGAGUAACCAAAUCUUCUCUCUUUUUUCCUUUCUUUAGUUUCAAAUUGAUUUCUUGUUUAUGUUUACAAUAAUAUCAAAUGCCACCAGCACUUUACGUCUAUGUCCCCAUGUUAAACAAGAUUAAUAGGACCAAUUACUUGUAAUGGAGAAACAAGAAUGUAGCUGAGAGUUUGAUUCCAUUUCUUUUUACUUUGUGUAGCAUCAUAUCUCAUGGGGUACUC
Rhodamnia argentea is the source of this 1753-nucleotide messenger RNA. Its product is annotated as probable methyltransferase At1g29790. Lineage: Eukaryota; Viridiplantae; Streptophyta; Magnoliopsida; Myrtales; Myrtaceae. Bases 65 to 1501 code for a protein of 478 amino acids. Gene Ontology annotation, molecular function: S-adenosylmethionine-dependent methyltransferase activity. The record is from RefSeq and is a predicted model, not a curated record. The transcript has 2 exons.